Molecule: messenger RNA, 3027 nt
Organism: Pleurotus ostreatus (oyster mushroom)
Lineage: Eukaryota; Fungi; Basidiomycota; Agaricomycetes; Agaricales; Pleurotaceae
Gene: CTK1
Product: kinase subunit of RNA polymerase II carboxy-terminal domain kinase I
Exons: 7
Coding region: 1-3027 (1008 amino acids)
Biological process (GO): positive regulation of transcription elongation by RNA polymerase II; protein phosphorylation; transcription elongation by RNA polymerase II
Cellular component (GO): cyclin/CDK positive transcription elongation factor complex; nucleus
Molecular function (GO): RNA polymerase II CTD heptapeptide repeat kinase activity; cyclin-dependent protein serine/threonine kinase activity; ATP binding
Source: RefSeq, a predicted model, not a curated record
AUGCCAUCGCACAACCGCUCUAAACGCAACAGGAAUCACACCAAGGGGCAGGAUGAUGAACGUUUGCUCGCAACUCGGGCUGCAGGUGACGACUCGUCGUAUAAGGAGUCUUACUCGCGCCGUCAAGGCGACAAUUACAGGCCUUCUUCCACGCAGAGCAGGCAUUAUGACAGCGAUAGAGAGCCCCUCCCAUCCAGGAGCCAUCCACCUUCGUGGCGUGAUGCAGACGUUCAUGACAGAUAUGAACCUCUCUCUUCUGACCCAUAUGUGCGCAACGGCAGAGAUGACUAUGAUACAGUUGACUCAAGGGAGAUGGAUGGUUGGGUUGGUCGCGGGAGCAGCGAGAGUCGCUACGAACGCUCCAAUGAAGACUGGUCACGGAGAUAUGACUCGUCGUAUGCAUCGUCUUCGUACGCUGAGCCCUCAGCGUGGCGCUCCUCCACCUACGAAGACAGAUCCACGUCUUACACCUCUUGGGUCCCGGAGACUCGCACAUCUAGGGUAAUAGAGGAACCACUGGUUGAACGAGACUCACCAAGCCGCCGCCGUGAGGAUGGACAUUCGGGAGGGGGGCAAAAGUGGAAAAGCGAUAAUGGUUGGGAUACUCGUCGGGAAGUUCGGGAGCAAACAUGGAGUGAAAGCAAACCCGUCGAUCCCCUCGUCGAACCCUCUCCAGAAGAUCGCACCUGGGAGCCAGCACCUGGCUGGCAGCCGCCGGAGCGUCGGGAUAGUCACCACAACCACAGCCAGAACGACAAGCAAAGCCAUAGUAGCAAAAAUGGCAACCGCAACCACCGUUCCAAAGGCAAGAAGAGCAAGAGGAACAGUGAUCAGAAUCCACUGCAAAAGCGUGAACGCGAACGAGACUGGCGAAUAGACGACGGGGACUUUAAUAAUUGGCAACGGCGCGAUGUAGCUCCUGUCCAGACGGCAACAAAAAAAUCCAAUCGUAAACGACACCCUCGCUCUACUUCCUACUCACGGUCAAGAUCACCGCCUGAAUCUUAUUCCUCCAGGCGCUACUCUCGCAGUCGAAGCCGGUCUGCGUCGCCAACUACACCCUCUACCAAACGCCGACGACGAGCAUCAAGUCCUACACGACCCUCUCCAGCUAGUGAGCGCGGACGUACUAGUUGGAAGCAGCAGAACGAGCGGCCGUCCCCUAGAUCGACAUCCCGUCGCAGUGUGGAUAGCCGCCGACCUCGCAACCGAAGUGCAUCUUCUAUGUCAAGUGCAACAAGGAGUUCACGAAGCCCAAGCCCGGAUGGUCAACCAAAACCGGUCCAUCGACUUCCCCAAGCUAGUAGUGUUCCGAUCCCACCUUACGUGGCUACCAACGCUAGUCGUGCUUCGAGGAAGUCCAAAUCGAAGUCAAAUGGCAAAUUACGCAACAACACAGAGACCUUGACUCGUCAUCCGCUACCUAUGAACCCUUCUCACGCGGCUGAAAUGCCUCCACCGUCCACCAUCCCAUCACCGCAUAAUAAUAUCACCAUCUCUCCUGAUCCUGUACUUCCAAUGACAAUUACCCCGGAGCAGAAGCGAGAACCUGUGUCCCCCAAAGCUUCUAAGCCCAAGAGCGCGGGCUUCAAGCCGAUCGGUCAGACUAGCUCUGCUCUCAAACGGUUCUUCCCUGCCGAUGACGAUGACGACAUAAUUCCUAAGGUAGCCCAACCCCAAAUAACACACUGGGUCCCGGAACCGUCUGCUCAACUACCGUUGAGAAAGGACAAUCUAAUCAUCAGUGAUACUCUUCCACGAAGCCUGCCGCCCAAGCCACUUACUCCUUUACUACCUCCCAAGCCGCCUCCACCUCUCACUCCUAUUGAUUUCCUACCCCCGAAUCCAAUUCGUCGUUUCCGAACAAUAUCGCCGCCGCAUGUGGUAGAAAAUGUGGUAGAGAAACAACCGACACCCCCGCCUGUUGCAUCCGAGGAGGAGCAAGUAACCCCCGUUGGACAUUCCGAGCACGACAUACAUCCUCCCGAACGAGUCGGUUCGCAGGAUAUCGACAUCCCGGAGUACGCCUCUUCCGAGAAAGAGUUGUACGCUAUCGUCAGUCAGGUUGGUGAGGGUACAUUCGGGAAAGUAUACAAGGCACGGAAUACCAUCACGAAGGUCCACGUUGCUUUGAAGCGUAUACGAAUGGAGACCGAACGCGACGGCUUCCCGGUGACUGCCAUGAGAGAGAUCAAGCUCCUUCAAUCUUUACGGCACGACAACGUUGUCAGACUGUACGAAAUGAUGGUUUCGAACGGUUCGGUGUAUAUGGUCUUCGAGUACAUGGACCACGACUUGACCGGUGUCCUUUCGCAAACACAGUUCAGCUUUGAGGACGCUCAUCUCAAAUCUCUUUGCCACCAGAUGCUGGCUGGGCUCGCUUACCUUCAUCACAAGGGAGUCAUCCAUAGGGAUAUCAAAGGGUCUAAUAUCUUGCUGAACAACCGGGGGGAGCUGAAGCUAGCGGAUUUCGGUCUGGCCCGAUUCUACCACAAACGACGACGAGUUGACUACACUAACCGUGUUAUCACCCUUUGGUACCGGCCUCCCGAAUUGUUAUUCGGUGCCACUGUAUACGGCCCUGAGGUGGACAUGUGGAGUGCGGGGUGCAUCAUGCUUGAACUGUAUACCAAGAAACCCGUAUUUCAAGGCAACGAUGAGAUACAUCAGCUGGAUGUCAUCUACAGAAUAUUCGGUACUCCAGACCCUCAACGAUGGCGAGGGGUCGGGGAUCUCCCAUGGUUUGAGUUGGUUAAACCCAGGGAAGCCAUGCCAAAUCACUUUCGCGAACUAUUCAAGAAAUGGAUGUCUCCUGCCGCGUUAGACCUGGCGGAACGUUUGCUUGCCUAUGACCCCGCACAACGCGCCACGGCGACGCAAGCGAUGGCUGCAUCUUACUUCACCGAAGAGGAACCGGAAGCAGCUCUUCCCACUGGGUUGGCAACAUUGGAGGGCGAAUGGCAUGAGCUCGAAACAAAAAAGGAGAGGGCCCGCAAGCGCCGCAAGACUGAGGCCACAACGCAAUGA